CCUUCUGCGAGAGUUCACACCUCUCACAUCAGUGCUCGGUGCAGUUCAAGAGUUUACACAGAAGUUCAUCGUUCAGAAAAGUCGCUGGGAAACUUAUCUGAAGAUGUUUUGAAGAUCGGCUGCUGGGGAAUAUACGAUCCAUGAAAGAAGAUGGGAUGUCUUUCUAUCAAAACCGUCUGUAAAGGCACAGCGCUUCUGAUCUGUGUCAUUCUUCAGGGGUUGAAUGCGCAGACUGUUACAGCAGCUCCAGCCACUACAAGCUCUCCUUCAACUGAGUCUCAAACAUCAGCUCCUUCAACAGCUCCAGCAACUACAAGCUCCCCUUCAACUGAGUCUCAAACAUCAGCUCCUUCAACAGCUCCUGCCACUACAAGCUCUUCUUCAACUGAGUCUCAAACAUCAGUUCCUACUACAGCCCCAGCCACUACAAGCUCUCCUUCAACUGAGUCUGAAACAUCAACUCCUUCAACCUCUGCAACUACAAGCUCUCAAACAUCAGCUACUCCAAGACCAAAUGUGAUCGAGAAUCUUACAGUAACUGAAAUCUCCACAUCAUUUGUGCUUCUGAAAUGGGAUAAACAACUCGAAAUGGGGUCUUCCUUCAAAGUUCAAUGGACUGCUGAUGAAACAUAUGGCAAUGUAACAGUCACAGUCACAAAUGUAACAGUUGCUGGUCUGACUGCUGGAGUCAAUUACACAUUUUGCAUCACAGUCGUUGUAGCAGAUACAUCAACAGGACCUGUCUGUAUCUCAGCAUGGACCAAACCGGAUGUGAUCAGGGAUCUUAAUGUGACUGAAAUCACAACAUCAUCUGUGUUUCUGACAUGGAAUGAACCAGCUGGAAAUAGAUCUUUCUUUAAAAUUAACUGGACUGACGAGAAUUUGGACUUGAACAGAAAUUAUUAA
Sinocyclocheilus grahami is the source of this 906-nucleotide messenger RNA. RefSeq names its product endochitinase A-like. The transcript has 10 exons. The record is from RefSeq and is a predicted model, not a curated record. NCBI's taxonomy places the organism in Eukaryota, Metazoa, Chordata, Actinopteri, Cypriniformes, Cyprinidae. Gene Ontology annotation, molecular function: protein binding. Bases 151 to 906 code for a protein of 251 amino acids.